Messenger RNA from Dictyostelium discoideum AX4, 474 nucleotides. RefSeq lists its product as hypothetical. The record is from RefSeq and is a predicted model, not a curated record. Bases 1 to 474 code for a protein of 157 amino acids. Lineage: Eukaryota; Evosea; Eumycetozoa; Dictyosteliales; Dictyosteliaceae. The transcript has a single exon.
AUGCUAGAUACAUUGCAUGAUGCUAGCAUUGAAGCAAGUACCUUGGGUAUAAAUGCAAAGCCUCAAAAAUCAAACAUCUUUUCAAAAAUUACAUCAUUCUUUUCAUCACCAUCUAAAGUUUCGAUUAGUAAAUCCAAUUUUGAUGGUGAUAUCAAAUCAGAAGAAAGAAAUAAUAAUAAUAAUAAUAAUAAUAAUAAUAAUAAUAAUAAUAAUAAUAAUAAUAAUAAUAAUAAUAAUAAUAAUAAUAAUAAUAAUAAUAAUAAUAAUAAUAAUAAUAAUAAUAAUAAUAAUAAUAAUAUUAAAAAGAGAACUAAUAGUAUAAAUAAUAAUAGUGACAGUUUAUUAAAAUUAAUUAAACUUCAAAAGGCAAAUGGAUCAUGGAGUUCACCAUUUAAUGAAUUCAAAAUUAAUUUAUCAAAGAAACCAUCAAACACUGAUAACGAUCACUUUAAUAGUAAUCAACAAGAUUCUUAA